ACAUUGCUGUGUACACGGCCCACAUUUAACUGUACACCAAGUAUAGUAAGAGCUCUAAUAAAGCACUGAAGAUUGUUGCAUGGACACUAAACGAAAACCUAGACUCAGUGAUGGCAACAUAAGAUUGUGUUCGUCUCUUAUUUCGCUUAUUGUGACAACUGUUGUCUUGGUCUACACUAUCGUUCGUUUUGGAAAGCUCCCGUUACCGACAUCACAAGAUCUGUUGUUGAUUUCCAGCAAUCAAUCAAAACUUGAGCAUGACACAACAUCAAGUCCCACCAAGCUAAAGUUUCCUGUAUCUGCCCAUGCUCGUCUCUUUCCUUCCGUCAGAUAUCCUGGCACUGAAAACAGUGAAGACCCCAUCUUUAACCCAACAAGCCACUCUAUCCUUGAGUUAAACGAACAAGCAACAGACAACAUCCACCAACACGCUACAGGCGUCAACAUCACACGGGAGGGGAUCAAGAUUAUAAUAGCAGGGGUGUACUACAUCUACAGUAACGUUAACUUUAAACCUAACUCCACCCGUUAUUCUGCAGACUUUCAUUAUCAGACGUGGUUCCAGUACAUCAGCAGACGAUCAGCCACCAGCCCAGUUUUAUCUGGCGUCUUAUUGAGAACUGUUCACACCUGUUGUAGUAAUUGUACAGGUAGUCAGGAGACGGCAUACACAGGUGGUGUGUUUUACCUGCAGGCAGGGGACGUUAUCCAAAUUAGUGUCUCGGGUCAAGGUCUCCUCGACUUUGGAAAUGAAAUGACCUGCCUCGGCCUUUAUUUGUUGCAUUGUUGAAUACCGUUUUUAGAAGAAAUAUUGAGCUAACACGUUUAGAGAGACUGAUAUGAAAACAAUGUCAGCAGCUGUUGAUACGAUGACAACUAAAUUAGCCAGUGACAACCUAUCAAGGCAGUUUUCAGGUGCACAUGAAGUACAAGAAUGUUUUCAAGGUCAAGGAGAAGCAGAUUUACACACACAUCUACGUAACUGUACGAAAAACCCUGACCACUUACAGUUUAUACCUGUAAAUGAGUUAACUAUCGACAAUUUUCCGACUGGCUGCCAUGACAACGACCUGUAUAACUUUACCAAAGCUCAGGCUGACCUAACAGUCAGAAUAGCCGUUAAGUUCACCAGUCCAGACAGACCAGAGUUUGUACCAGGCACUAAAGAUCCAUAUCCUUGCUACAACACCAGGGGACAGAACUCACUGAGGACAGGGACGGGGAAAGUGGAGCGUUUUGUAAAGUGUACAGGAACAUGUCCAUGUCCUGAAUGUGAAGUUUUCCUCACACCCAGCCAAGUGUGGUGGAAGAUUGGUGUACUGACAGCCAGACAUGUGUUGUUUGAUGAGAGUGAGGUGAGACAGUCCAGCUGUAGGUUGUGGUUUGAUGAGGAGAACUGCCCAGUGGUCAAGAUUUAUGGGUUACAAGCUGGGGCUCUGUCAGACUUAGAAGAAGACUGGUGUAGGUUUAAUUGUGUAACAGAUGACGCUGAGACAGCCAAUAAACUGGGGGAGAUGAUCGAGCGGUUUAAUCUUCUAGGAGAAAUGUUAAAGGACACCUACAAGAACCGUAGUAAUGUGGACAAGCUGACCAUUAUAGUGUCACAUCCUCAUGGAUGUUCUAAGCAGGUCUCUGUAGGUCACUGGGUACACAGACGUGAACCAGGGGGACACGACACAUGUUACACGUACACAACCUGCACCUGCCCAGGUAGCAGCGGGGCUCUGGUCUACAGGCUGGGGUGUGAUAUAUCUUCCAGCCAUCUUCACUGUGGUGCCAACGCUGGAGGCAGCAGUUACAGUGGCGUGGAAUGGGAGUUCGGCCUCUAGUUGAUCGUACCUCUCUAGAAUGUUCUACCAUCUACACUAUAAUCUUGUUCCCACUCUAGAAUGUUCUACCAUCUACACUAUCAUGCUGUUCCCUCUCUAGAAUGUUCUACCAUCUACAUUAUCAUCUCGUACCUCUCUAGAAUGUUCUACCAUCUACACUAUAAUCUUGUUCCCACUCUAGAAUGUUCUACCAUCUACACUAUCAUGCUGUUCCCUCUCUAGAAUGUUCUACCAUCUACAUUAUCAUCUCGUACCUCUCUAGAAUGUUCUACCAUCUACACUAUAAUCUUGUUCCCACUCUAGAAUGUUCUACCAUCUACACUAUCAUGCUGUUCCCUCUCUAGAAUGUUCUACCAUCUACACUAUCAUCUUGUUCCCUCUCGAGAAUGUUCUACCAUCUACACUAUAAUCUUGUUCCCUCUCGAGAAUGUUCUACCAUCUACACUAUCAUCUUGUUCCCUCUCGAGAAUGUUCCUAGUAUCUAGAUUAUCAUCUCAUACAAAAUCGUCAUUGAGAAAUCAUCUCAUCUACACGACAAAGUCAACUGUGUUACAUCACUAAAAUAAAUGUACCGAUCCUUGCGAAAACAAGUCAAGUGAAUGAUAUAAACCUGCAU
Molecule: messenger RNA, 2445 nt
Organism: Physella acuta
Lineage: Eukaryota; Metazoa; Mollusca; Gastropoda; Physidae
Biological process (GO): immune response
Cellular component (GO): membrane
Molecular function (GO): tumor necrosis factor receptor binding
Source: RefSeq, a predicted model, not a curated record